Euleptes europaea (tarantolino) is the source of this 1506-nucleotide messenger RNA. It is a transcript of the gene OXSM, whose product is annotated as 3-oxoacyl-ACP synthase, mitochondrial. Bases 102 to 1487 code for a protein of 461 amino acids. The record is from RefSeq and is a predicted model, not a curated record. Gene Ontology annotation, molecular function: 3-oxoacyl-[acyl-carrier-protein] synthase activity. Gene Ontology annotation, biological process: fatty acid biosynthetic process. NCBI's taxonomy places the organism in Eukaryota, Metazoa, Chordata, Lepidosauria, Squamata, Sphaerodactylidae. The transcript has 3 exons.
AGAGGCAGGCUGCGGGCAACCUCACUGCUACUAUCGCUUGGCCGGGCCCGCCCGCCUCUCUCACCUGAGGAUAUUAUCCGCAUAGGAACUGCAGUCCAAUCAUGCUUCUCCAGUGCAUGAGAGAUUUAUUAAGAACAGGAUGCCUCAAUGUUCAAAGUUCUCAAGCGCAUCAACAUUUGAGAAUCAUAAAGCAUAUAAGUACUAGUGCAGUCUCUCAACACCGAAGGAGAGUGGUUAUCACAGGUAUAGGAUUAGUAUCUCCUCUGGGUGUUGGAACUCAGUUUGUAUGGAACAGCCUUCUCCAAGGGAACUGCGGGAUUGUUGCUCUUGAGGGAGAGGAAUAUUCCACCAUUCCAUGUAAAGUGGCCGCUUGUGUUCCAAAGGGAGUCGGUGAAGGUCAGUUCCUCGGAGAAAACUUUGUGUCAAAAGCAGAGAGCAAAGCCAUGUCUACUGCCACAGUUAUGGCCAUAGGUGCUGCCGAUCUAGCAUUAAAAGAUUCUGGCUGGUACCCACAGUCUGAACUGGACCACCUAAGUACUGGCGUGGCAAUAGGAAUGGGCAUGGUUCCACUGGAGGAUAUUUCUGAUACAGCCUUGAUGUUCAAGACAAAAGGUUACAACAAAGUCAGCCCAUUCUUUGUCCCAAGGAUCUUAAUCAAUAUGGCUGCUGGUCAUAUUAGCAUUAAAUACCACUUGAAAGGUCCCAACCAUGCCGUAUCAACUGCUUGUACUACAGGGGCCCAUGCUGUUGGAGAUGCUUUUCGAUUUGUAGCCUACAGGGACGCUGAUGUGAUGCUGGCUGGAGGAACGGAGGCUUGCAUUAGUCCAUUGUCCCUGGCUGGGUUUGCUAGAGCUCGGGCUCUGAGUACCAGUUUUAACGCAAGUCCCAAACUGUCUUGCCGGCCAUUCCAUUCACAGAGAGAAGGCUUUGUCAUGGGAGAAGGUGCUGCAGUUUUGGUUUUGGAAGAAUAUGAGCAUGCUGUGCAAAGAGGAGCCAAAGUGUAUGCAGAAAUCUUGGGCUAUGGACUCUCAGGUGAUGCUUGUCACAUAACAGCACCUGACCCAAAUGGGGAUGGUGCCUUCAGAUGCAUGGCUACAGCAUUAAAGGAUUCUGGAAUUUGCCCUGAAGAUGUAGCAUAUAUCAAUGCUCAUGCCACCUCCACCCCACUAGGAGAUGCUGCAGAGAAUCAAGCUAUUAAGAGACUCUUUAAAGAGCAUGCAUACUCCCUUGCAGUUUCCUCCACAAAAGGAGCAACUGGCCAUCUCUUGGGUGCUGCAGGAGCUAUUGAGGCAGCAUUUACAGCUUUGGCUUGUAAACAUAAAGUUUUACCACCUACUCUAAAUCUGGAUCAGACAGAGCCACCAUUUGACCUCAACUACGUUCCGCUUGUACCUCAAAAAUGGAAAAGUGAAAAACGCCUAAUUGCUCUCACUAAUUCUUUCGGCUUUGGUGGAACUAAUGCAACACUAUGCCUGGCUAGUAUUUAGCUUUGUAGCCUGCCCAAAU